AUGGGCAUGACGGCGCCUGCUGCUGCAUCAUAUGCUUCAAAAGAAGAACCUCCUCUUGUAUCACGAAUUGCCUUUGGAUCCUGCUCCAACCAAAGUGCUCCCCAGCCUAUUUGGGAUGCAAUAAUCGACUAUAAUCCCCAAGUUUUUAUUUGGCUUGGUGACAACAUUUAUGGAGAUGUUAGGCGUCCUUUCAAGUUAUUUGGAAAGCAAAGGACAAUCGGGCCUUGGAAGAAUGUUCCCAGGUUUGUCCCUUCCCCUGAGCAUGAAAUGCUGUCAAGAUACCACAUGGCCAAGACCAAUCCUGCUUAUUCCCUUCUUCGACACAACACCAAGAUCAUCGGCACAUGGGAUGACCAUGAUUAUGGAUUAAACGAUGCAGGCAAAGAAUUUAACGGGAAAAUCAUUAAUCAAAGGCUUCUACUGGAUUUCUUGGAUGAACCCCAGGAUAGUCCACGGCGCAGUCAAGCUGGUGUCUACACAUCAUAUACAUUUGGUCCUGUGGGUAGGCAAAUCAAGGUUUUGCUUUUAGACACUAGAUACCACAGAGACCCUUUGUCUAGCGAUGGAAGUAUUUUGGGGAGUUCACAAUGGAUAUGGUUACAGAAAGAGUUGAAUGGUCCUGCAUCGGCCAUUACUAUUAUUGGCUCUUCUAUUCAGGAUGGAUUGGCCUAUUUAAUUCAAGUAUUACGGGGGCUCACUUCGCUAGCCACAAAUGUGACAAUUGAGAGAACUUAGAGUGAAGUCAACCUAAGCUAAGCAAGAACAAGUGCAGGAGAAGCCAUUGAAGCGGACUUCAAGAUAGACACUUAUGAAUUAAGAUAAGGAAAGAUAAGAGCUUUAUUCUCUUUCAAAUUCACAAG
Ilex paraguariensis (yerba mate) is the source of this 860-nucleotide messenger RNA. The record is from the annotation of a GenBank genome assembly. NCBI's taxonomy places the organism in Eukaryota, Viridiplantae, Streptophyta, Magnoliopsida, Aquifoliales, Aquifoliaceae.